Tremella mesenterica DSM 1558 is the source of this 1350-nucleotide messenger RNA. RefSeq lists its product as uncharacterized. The record is from RefSeq and is a predicted model, not a curated record. The coding region runs from base 1 to 1350 and encodes 449 amino acids. Lineage: Eukaryota; Fungi; Basidiomycota; Tremellomycetes; Tremellales; Tremellaceae. The transcript is spliced from 5 exons.
AUGUCCCGCCUCCUCGCUCCGCUUCUCCUCCCGUCGGUCCUCCCGCUGGUUCUCCCUCUGCUUCUCCUCCUCCUGGUUCUCGCUCUGCUUCCCCUCCUGCCGCCAGCCCUCGCCGCAGGACGCCCGCCUUUCGUCCUGGAGUCGCUCAGUGGUUCGGAGUCGGACGAUCAGUCAGACUUCGAAGGAAAAGGGGGUGAUUAUAGUGAUGAGGAUGAUAGAAUCGUGUCGGAGGGUGAAACCGAGUUAGAGGAACACUCGGAUGAUGAUAUGGUGGCGGUUAGUGUAGAGGACAACAACGUAGAUAGUCCUGAGCCCGCUCCUGCCCCUCCCCCUGCUCAAAUUGUGGGCCAGAAACGACGCCGUUCCCUCUCCUCUUCUUCUUCUUCCUCUUCUUCUUCUUCCUCUUCUUCUUCCUCUUCCGGGGUUCUCCCCCCCCCCAACGCCAUCGCCGCUGCCGCCGCUGCCGCCGCUGCUGCCGCCGCCAUCGCUCCUGCUCCCGCCCCCGGUCCUGCUCCCGCCGCCGGUCCUGCUCCCGCCGCCCCCGUCGCUGCUCCCCCCCCUUCUCCCAGAGGGGAGCCUUCGCCCAAACGGGUGAAGAGAUCACUGCGGGAAGAAGAGUACUUGUGGGAGAAGAUGAAGUCCGAGCCUGGUCGUUGGAUCGCGGUUGGUGUUGACGAAGCGUGUGAUCGUUGCCGACGUGAGAUUAUCACGUAUAAUCGUCCAAACUGGCCCUGCCUCAAGGCAGUCAGGCCACACAACAAGGCCCUCCGUUGUGCUUCAUGCACGUCUGGCCCCUGCUCCUUCUGUCCCGUUUCCUCUGCCCGGGACAUCCCGCCCCGUCCCUCCGACUCUUCGCCCUUCCCCCCUCCUCAGACUCCAGCGUCUGUCCCCCGUUCGCGGGUACCGUCUUCGUCUCUCCGGUCGGUUCGCCGUACUUCGCCGGACCUCCGCCCGUCGCCUCCGUCGCCGUCGCCCUUCGCUCCUGUGGCCGGCCCAUCACGUCUCCCGGCUGUUCCUCCUUCGUCUUCUCGCCGUCCUUCGGCCUCUGCUCCUUCGGCCUCCCGUCCUUCGGCCUCUCGUCCUUCGGCGCCACGUCCGUCCUCUCCAGUGGUAGCUUCUCCUCCGGCUCACAGCACCCGAAGUCGGCGUCCUUCUGUUCCUCCGGCCACUUCGGCGGCCCCUCCCGUCACCCCUCCCUCUGCUUCCCAGAAGACACCGAAGUCUUCUUUAAAGAAAUCAAAAGGGAAAUCUAAAGGGAAGGAGGUUGCCUUCAAUGAUGCGUGCUGGUCCCUCUGCUCCCCGGUUGUCCCUCGUCCACCCUCGUAUCUCCCUGGACGUCCGUAUUCCUGA